AUGCGUUUCAUUCUACCAUUUCUCUGUCUCGGCGCUGCUUCGGCGGUUGCCCAAGAUCCGCUGGCCAUUCCAGACGACUUUGAUGUUGAGCAGGGAGAAAUGCAAGUCGUUAAAGGUGAUGUGUUCAACAUUACCUUUGAGGAGUUCGGCGACACCAGUUUCGACAACCCACUCGACAAGAGGGGUGCGAUGAGAGGAACCAUGACAGUCGGAAAGACCUACAUGGACUAUGGCUGCGAUGCCUCCAUCAGGAAGACCUUGGACCAAGGCAUUAGAGCCCUCUGUGAUGGAAACGGCUGUGAUGGCGGAUCAACCUGGUCCCGAAAGGUACAGCACUCGGAAGGCCAUCGUCCCGCAGACGCCACCAUCUCUGUUCGCGUUGAAGCCGUCUACAAGGACGGGUAUGCUCUGAACAAGCUGAGGGAGGGUGUCCUUGAGUCCGUACGUCCCGACACUACUAAGCCGAAGAACAUUAACUGGUCAUGGAGACAGCCUGGAGGCUGGGAGGUACUCCAGAAGUUCGCCGCUGACACACGGACAGCCGUUGAUAUCGCAAAAUGGGUUUUCGAAAACAUCGUUGGUCCCGCGGCUACCAAGAAGGUUGGAGAUUGGAUUGGGAAAGUCUCUGCGUCGCAACAGAAGUAA
This is a messenger RNA of Colletotrichum spaethianum, 645 nucleotides long. RefSeq lists its product as uncharacterized. Lineage: Eukaryota; Fungi; Ascomycota; Sordariomycetes; Glomerellales; Glomerellaceae. The record is from RefSeq and is a predicted model, not a curated record. The transcript has 2 exons. The coding region runs from base 1 to 645 and encodes 214 amino acids.